AUGGCUUCGGAUGAGAGGCCCGAGAAGGCUACCGUCAAUGAAUCGCCUGCGCCUGCGCCUGCGCCAAAGGAAGGGGGACGGGGCUGGUUGAUGGUUGUUGGCACUCUCCUCAUCCUGCUGAAUAUCUGGGGCCUGGCCUUCGCCUUCGGAUCCUUCCAGAGCUACUACGUGCUCGACUUCCUGCCCUCGGUGACAACCUCUGCCAUCUCAUGGAUCGGAACAAUUCAAUCAUGGCUGCUCAUCAUGGGCGGCCUCGUAUCCGGCCCUCUGUUCGAUCUGGGCUACUACCGCUCCAUGAUCAUCACCGGCAGCGUCCUCUCCGUCUUCGGCAUCAUGAUGCUCAGUCUUGCGACUAAAUACUACCAGAUCUUGCUUAGCCAGGGAAUCUGCAUGGGCCUUGGAUUUGGACUAUUGUACAUCCCCAGCCUGACACUGCUCAGUCGCUCGUUUGUACGAAAGCGCGCUCUCGCACUCGGUGUCGCAACUGCCGGCGCUCCCCUCGGCGGCGUCAUCUACACCCUCAUGGUCGAGCAGCUGCUCCCGAAAGUCGGAUUCCCAUGGAUGGUGCGCUCUGUUGGCUUCGUGAUGCUGGCGCUCUUCAUCGCUGCCGGGUUCAUGCUGCCCUUGGAUAAAGAUAACGCCGGACAACCAGCUGCGCCGCGAACAUCGCGCGCCUUUGACGUCCGCGCCCUCAAAGACCUCCCCUUUUGGAACUUCACCAUCGCGAACUUCUUCCUGUAUCUCGGCUAUAUGACCCCGUUCUACUAUAUCCCGAUCUACGCGGAGACGAAGCUGGGUACGUCGCGCUCGCUGGGCCUCUACGUCUUGAUCAUAUCGCAGGCGUCGUCGAUUAUUGGAAGAGUUGUUACGACUGCAGUGGCGCAUUACUGGGGCGCUAUGAUCCCCUGGAUCUGUUGUGGGUUUUUGUCUGGUGUUCUUUGCAUCUCUUGGAUUAGUGCGAGCAGUCUGGCGAGGUUUAUCCUCUUUGCUGCUUUUUACGGCGGUAUAUCUGGUGCCCUCGUCCCCCUCCCCCCGAGUGUCUUCCCACACGUCUGUCCUGACCCGACAGCACUCGGGUCCUGGCUUGGGAUGGCGCAGAGCUUUAGUAGUUUUGCGACGCUGAUCGGGGCUCCUAUCGCGGGUGCGCUGGCGGCAUUGGGCUCGUCGGGCUCUGAGGAUCUGACUUUCCUUAACGUCCAGCUGUUCUGUGGGGUGUUGAUGUUCUCGGGGGCGGCGCUGUUGUUGGGAUUGUGGUUUAUGUUGAGGAAGUUUAGGGAUAAGAAGGGGUUGUUUUAG
Aspergillus puulaauensis is the source of this 1296-nucleotide messenger RNA. RefSeq lists its product as uncharacterized. Gene Ontology annotation, molecular function: transmembrane transporter activity. The transcript has 3 exons. Lineage: Eukaryota; Fungi; Ascomycota; Eurotiomycetes; Eurotiales; Aspergillaceae. Gene Ontology annotation, biological process: transmembrane transport. Gene Ontology annotation, cellular component: fungal-type vacuole membrane. The record is from RefSeq and is a predicted model, not a curated record. The coding region runs from base 1 to 1296 and encodes 431 amino acids.